AACAACAAUCCUUCCUUUCCCUUUCCACUUAGAAGGUUCUCAUGAAAUGUGCGGGGAGUGCCAAACAUAAAUCUUACUAUUACCGGCCUUUUAGCCAAGUUAGCAUGAGGAAGUGGAUGGGUCAGUUAGCUGUUCACGGACUCUCAUAUUUUGAUCUCAAUGUUGGGGUUUCUCGAAAUUGGAGUUCAGUGAGUUCUCAUUUGCACCGGGUUCAUCUAGUGAUGUGUUCGGAAGUAUGGUACGGCUCUUGUGAGGCGGGGGUGCGGUUUGCCAGCUACCGUACUCUGCCCGAUCUCUGUAUUGGGACCUUAGAGUGUUUGGAGGUGCUGGCUAUCCUCCAUUACUCGCGCCCCCACCGGCAUAUCUUCUAUCUUUCUGUUAUUAAUCGUAUCGCUUUGUUCCCGCUCUAUAGAUUCCCUGGGUAUCCGGACCAGGAGCAUGAUAACUCGCCGGGGUCCUCCGAUAUUGUGGCGCGAUAGGGGAGGGUGCAGAAUCCGGAGAAAUAGAGACCAUUUCAGAUACUCCAUGGACGGAAUUAUCAUAGCUUUCCCUUCUUUGGGGAGAGUUCCAGUGUCGGGAUUUCGAAGAAAAUUUGCAAGUCGCCCCAAACGGAGCGAUCCACUCACGAUACUGUUCUUGCUAAAUCCAUCAGCUAAGUUAGCUCGGCCCGCAAAAUAUGCCGACCAUGACGCUCUGUUCUGGAUACGUUUAUGGCCCGAAUCCCACCGGUGGUUCUGGCGUUAUCACACGACAUGAUGAAU
Molecule: messenger RNA, 761 nt
Organism: Tuber aestivum (summer truffle)
Lineage: Eukaryota; Fungi; Ascomycota; Pezizomycetes; Pezizales; Tuberaceae
Source: the annotation of a GenBank genome assembly